CCCAUGCAGGCGAUCAGUGAGAGAGAGAGCUUGGGAGUCACAGCUAAGCAGCCAGGCAUUGUGUGAACCGGCUGGGAGGCACACUGGGUGUUUAUUUGUGGCCUCACACGUGGGGUGAAUGAGGUUAAUGUUACUGUGCUGUACCUGGAGCGAAGAACACAUGGGAGAGGAGGAAGGUAAUGAGUUGCCAGUAUGCGCCAGUUGUGGACAAAACAUUUAUGACGGCCGUUACUUGCAAGCCCUGGAAUCUGAUUGGCACGCUGACUGCUUCAGGUGCAGUGACUGCGGAGUGUCCCUGUCUCACCGGUACUAUGAGAAGGAUGGCAGGCUGUUCUGUAAGAAGCACUACUGGGCACGGUUUGGUGGGAUGUGUCAUGGCUGCUCCGAGCACAUUACUAAGGGUCUGGUCAUGGUAGCCGGUGAACACAAGUAUCACCCAGAAUGCUUUAUCUGUGCUCGCUGUACCGCGUUUAUUGGAGAUGGGGAAACGUAUGCACUGGUGGAAAGGUCUAAACUUUACUGUGGGCCUUGUUAUUAUCAGUUUGCAGUCACUCCUGUGAUAGACUCUCCAACUUCUCGCUCUCCUCACACUGUGACACUGGUGUCUCUACCAGCCUCAGAUGGCAGGCGCGGUCUGUCAGUUUCCAUAACACCAUCCUGUGCCGAGCAUUCUCAUACUGUACGAGUCCGAGAGGUUGAUGCUGAUUGCCUAAGCCCAGAUGUCCAAAGUAGUAUUCAUAUUGGAGACCGAAUUUUGGAAAUAAACGGCACGCCCAUUCGCAGUGUCCCUCUGGAUGAGAUUGAUGUCCUGAUACAAGAGACCAGUCGCCUCUUGCAACUGACCAUUGAACAUGAUCCCCAUGAGACACCCACUAUGCCCACCCCCUGCACAGAGACUGUAGUCAGACGCCAGAGGCCUGUCACACGUAGCUGCAGUAUAGACAGAUCGCCCGGAUCAAGCUGUGUUGGUUCCCCUGCCUGCCCUCGCAGGGACAUGUGCCGAUCUGAGUCUGUGCGAGGUGUCACUGGCUCUCAUCGUAUCUUCCGGCCUUCAGACCUAAUUCAUGGGGAGGUGCUUGGAAGGGGCUGCUUUGGACAGGCGAUUAAAGUUACUCAUCGUCAGACUGGGGAAGUGAUGGUCAUGAAGGAACUGAUAAGGUUUGAUGAGGAGACACAGAGAGACUUCCUUAAAGAAGUGAAGGUUAUGAGGUGUCUAGAACACCCAAAUGUGCUAAAGUUUAUUGGUGUGCUUUACAAAGACAAAAGGCUGAAUUUUAUCACAGAAUACAUCCCAGGAGGAACAUUGCGCAGGGUCAUAAAGUCUAUGGAUGCUCAGUAUCCAUGGAAUAAGAGAGUCAUUUUUGCUAGAGAUAUUGCUGCAGGAAUGACAUACCUUCAUUCUAUGAAUAUAAUACACCGUGACCUAAACUCUCACAACUGUCUUGUGCGUGAGGAUGGGAGCCUGGUGGUUGCAGACUUUGGACUUGCUCGUUUGGUUGAUGAAGCUAGAGACUUGCGUAAAGACCGAAAAAAGCGUUACACUGUAGUGGGAAACCCAUACUGGAUGGCACCAGAGAUGAUAAAUGGAAGAAGUUAUGAUGAGUCUGUCGAUGUAUUCUCCUUUGGGAUAGUGCUCUGUGAGAUUAUUGGGCGAGUUAGCGCUGACCCAGAUUAUCUUCCUCGUACUAUAGAAUUUGGGCUGAAUGUCUCUGGCUUCUUGGACAGAUAUUGCCCCCCGAAUUGUCCUAAAGGCUUUUUUCCUACUGCUGUAUUGUGCUGUGAUCUGGACCCUGAGAAACGGCCAAGCUUCUCGCAGCUGCAGCUUUGGCUGGAUUCUCUUCUCAGGCACUUGACACUGCAGCUGCCUCUCAGUUCACAUCUGGAACAACUGGAGCGGAACUUUUGGGAAGUUUAUCGUAGGGGAGAAAGUACCCUGCAUGUGCACCCUGAACUUCCAGAAUAACACCAGUCAAGAAACCGAUAGCUCAACAGAAAAUAGAUCUCCCAGAUUGUGUGUGGGGGAACCAUCAUACUGCUUACCUUGCACGGAGUGGGAAAGCUACCCACAUCCCAGUUUCAUAAAGGAGACCAGAUGACUAAGAACUGAUGGGAUGCUUAGAGAGGUCACAGAGAAACAUUAAGGGUAUUCCAAAGAUACAGAGUUCUAGAUGCAUUGAGUGCCUACUGUGGUCUGUUGGUUUUGUAAUGGUUCUUAUUGGCUUAUUGUCUGUAAUUAAAUUAUUUUUUUAGUGUGACACUGUCUAAAGCCCUGAAGGAACCAGUACAAAUUGUUUAGUGGUUUAGCUUCAUUACACAAUCACUCCCCUCCCUGCAUGGCUCCUCUGUCUCUUGACUUUUCUGCAAAGGAGCAUCCUGCACCUUGUGUAUAUAACUGUAUAUUUAGACUGUGCAUAAUUUUGUGUACAUAGCAUCCAUAAUGUCUGUAACAUUUUGCAUUUCACCUGUGCCGAUCUUGUUCUUGUUGCCAAUAAGAGCCUCAUCUUUUCUCUACCUACCCUUUGUGCAUUCGAAGAGUUCAAGCGAAUGUGAAUGCACAGGGUCAAACAACAGCAAAGAAAUGCUGUGAAGUGUUAGUGUCUUACUAGUAUAUAUGCAUUAUGCAUCAGCUCAUACUGGUCGAUCACACUUUACAAUCAUUUAAGUUAAGGUACGUAUCUUAUGACACAUUUAGCACUUAAAGAUAGGUUAGUAUCCAUUACAAACCACCAGCAUUCAAUUGCCCAAAAACUAAAGUUGUAGGUGGUUCUUUUUAAGACACAUACACUGAAUGUGAAUCAGCUUGCUCCAAGCAAUCUAUGUAACAUAACUUAAGAAAUUAUUAUACAUCUCUUUUAUUUUUAUAGGGAAUGUUUUUAAUUUUGGGCAAGAUAAUAUAUUUUAUAUGGAGCAUGCCAUUGAAUGCUUUAACCACACGCUUAUAGUGUGUUUGUGGAAGAUGACUUCCAUCAACAUCAAUGACUUUAAGAUCAAUACCAAAUUAUUAGAUUUAUUCAAAAUAAAAAUAGAUUUGCUUCACAGUCAUAUUAUAAGAUAAUUUGUAGAAUUCUAAUAGGGUUCCCAGUUUGUAAAGCUAAUCGAUUUGCUACUUUUUAAGAGUUCACUUCAUGUUCAUCUUUGAUAUCUUCAUUGUUCGUACAGCAGACUUUUUUGCACUUUUUUUUGGCCUUUGUCGAUAAAUAUGAAAUUUCACUUCUGCCUUAUAUAUUCUCAUUUAACGUAUACGAACUCAAAUUAAAGAAGUCUUUUUUUUUAAUAAUUCUUAAGUUAGCAACACAUUUUUACUAACAUUUGCCUUUUAUGGUAAAAAUGUUUUGGUUGCAAAAUAUAUAUUUCUGCAUUUUCCUGAGUGUUAUGAUGUUUGUUAUAUCCAAAGAUAUAUUCUACAAGAGUAUAGUACAUAAAUGCUUCAGCCCAUUUUAGCUUGUUAUCUGUAAUCUGUUUUUCAAUUAUAUAUAUAUAUAUAUGCAGACAUAUUUGUGACAACUGACUCAAACUAGAGGGGACAAUCACAAUUAAUAUUCCCUUUUCUUCUUUUGUGAAGUGGACUUUUAAUCUUUUUGGUUUUUUUGUCAGACGACUUUGGCAUAUUUAAUGUACCUUAUCAGUUUUCUGAAGUUCCAGAAAAAAAAACUGCAGGUUGUAUUUUAGUUGCUAUUAUAGAUUGUGAAACCUUAAUAAAAAAAAAGCCAUAAAUAUA
Messenger RNA from Bombina bombina (fire-bellied toad), 3718 nucleotides. It is a transcript of the gene LIMK1, whose product is annotated as LIM domain kinase 1. Gene Ontology annotation, biological process: protein phosphorylation; positive regulation of stress fiber assembly; actin cytoskeleton organization. The record is from RefSeq and is a predicted model, not a curated record. Gene Ontology annotation, molecular function: protein binding; protein serine/threonine kinase activity; ATP binding. NCBI's taxonomy places the organism in Eukaryota, Metazoa, Chordata, Amphibia, Anura, Bombinatoridae. The transcript is spliced from 16 exons. Bases 119 to 1963 code for a protein of 614 amino acids. Gene Ontology annotation, cellular component: cytoplasm; neuron projection; nucleus.